Messenger RNA from Hyaloscypha bicolor E, 2020 nucleotides. Its product is annotated as succinate dehydrogenase. Gene Ontology annotation, molecular function: flavin adenine dinucleotide binding; succinate dehydrogenase (quinone) activity; electron transfer activity. The transcript has 4 exons. The record is from RefSeq and is a predicted model, not a curated record. Gene Ontology annotation, biological process: tricarboxylic acid cycle; mitochondrial electron transport, succinate to ubiquinone. Bases 35 to 1957 code for a protein of 640 amino acids. Lineage: Eukaryota; Fungi; Ascomycota; Leotiomycetes; Helotiales; Hyaloscyphaceae.
CUUCUCUAAUGCCUCUACAGGUAUCAAUUUAACGAUGGCAAGGCUUGUGCGGAGUUUCAGGAAAAUAAUAGACAGCCGCCUGCGCCAUGGACCGUCUCCAAGCCAGACGAGGACGUACCUCACGCAGUCGCAGAGAAGGAAAGCGACAACAGCAAGCGUCCCCAAGCUGAGCUUCCCUCUUAUUGAUCACCAUUAUGAUGCUAUCGUGGUUGGGGCUGGGGGUGCCGGGUUGAGAGCUGCGGUUGGAUUGGCUGAAUCUGGGCUGGAGACGGCAUGUAUCAGCAAGCUGUUUCCAACCCGUUCACAUACCGUUGCUGCUCAAGGAGGCAUAAAUGCCGCUCUGGGCAACAUGACUGAAGAUGAUUGGAGAUGGCACAUGCACGACACCGUAAAAGGCAGCGACUGGCUCGGCGACCAAGACGCAAUCCACUACAUGACCCGCGAAGCCUCCAAAGCAGUCUACGAGCUCGAAAACUAUGGCAUGGCAUUCUCUCGGACUUCAGAAGGAAAAAUCUACCAACGUGCUCUCGGUGGCCAAUCUCUCAAAUUCGGAGAAGGUGGCCAAGCCUACCGAACUGCCUGUGCGGAAGAUAGAACCGGCCAUGCUAUGUUGCAUACACUGUAUGGACAGAGCUUGAAACAUAAAACUAACUUCUUUAUUGAGUAUUUUGCAUUGGAUUUGUUGAUGGUUGAUGGUGCUUGCGCGGGUGUGUUGUGUUUGAGCAUGGAAGAUGGGACGUUGCAUCGCAUGUUUGCGAGAAAUACAGUACUGGCGACAGGUGGUUAUGGAAGGGCUUACUUUUCGUGCACUUCAGCGCAUACGUCGACAGGAGAUGGCAAUGCUAUGGUUGCGAGAGCGGGGCUGCCGAAUCAGGAUAUGGAGUUCGUGCAGUUUCAUCCCUCCGGGAUUUAUGGUGCUGGGGUGCUGAUCACCGAGGGAGCGAGGGGAGAGGGAGGGUACUUGUUGAAUGGGAAUGGAGAGAGGUUUAUGGAACGGUAUGCCCCGACUGCCAAGGACCUUGCUUCGAGGGACGUGGUCUCGAGAUCAAUGAAUAUGGAAAUCAAGGAGGGACGGGGAUGUGGGCCGGAGAAGGACCACAUACAUCUCCAGCUAUCUCACUUACCAGCGGAAGUGAUUCAUGAGAGAUUGCCGGGAAUUGCAGAAACAGCGAACAUCUUCUCGGGUAUUGACAUAACGAGAGAACCGAUUCCAGUUCUCCCAACUGUGCACUAUUGCAUGGGAGGUAUACCGACAAACUAUAAAGGUCAGGUUCUAUCCGUGGCAGAGGAUGGGAAGGAGAGGAUCGUCGACGGCCUGUAUGCCGCUGGUGAAUCAGCUUGCGUCUCAGUUCACGGCGCGAAUCGGCUGGGAGCAAAUUCUCUCCUCGACAUCGUCGUCUUCGGUCGAGCAUCUGCGUUGCACAUCGCCGAAAAUAACGAAAAAGGGGCUUCUCACCUAAAAGUCCCAGAUGACAUUGGGAAGGAAUCCCUGGGUGACCUGGAACGAAUACGAACUGCUUCAGGCGAUAUCCCGAGUGCGAAGCUACGACUAGACAUGCAGAAAGCAAUGCAGACGGACGUAGCUGUGUUCCGAACAGAAGAUUCGCUAGCAGCCGGAAACUUGGCAGUACAGCAAGUAGAGAGAGAUUUUGCAGAUCGACUGAGUGUCACGGAUCGGAGUUUGAUAUGGAACAGCGAUCUGAUAGAGACGCUGGAAAUGAGGAAUCUAUUGACGUGCGCCAGUCAAACGGCAAAGAGCGCGUUGGCUAGGACAGAAAGCAGGGGAAGUCAUGCAAGGGAAGACUUCCCGGAACGAGAUGAUGGGACGUGGAUGAAGCAUACUUUGAGUUGGCAAAAGGAAGGGGAGGAUGUGAGAAUUGGGUAUAGACCAGUUGUGAUGACAACUUUAGAUGAGACGGAAUGUGCGACUGUGCCUCCGAAGAAGAGAUCAUAUUAGAAAUCAAUGCAAUUUAGACUGUAGAUUUGGCUUUGACCAUUCAAAGGGUCAGCACGUUCUGCC